AUCAGUCAUUAAAGGAGUUCGGUUCGAGUGAAACGGCAGAAGUAGUUCCGGUCCUGUUCUGGCUGCUCGAAGGUGGAGGAGGUGUCGGUAGUACAGUAGCGGCGCGGAGCUGUGAGCUUUGAGCCCUCUUUGAAGUUGGGAGGCAGAGACCGCUCUGCUCCAACGCGCGAGCCCACGCACGCGCAGACACACAAACCGGCGAGGAGCGACUCACAAAGAGAGAGAGAGGGAGCGCGCGCGCGAGAGAGAGCGAGAGAGCUCCGGUUAUUCCUCCGGGCUCCGGCCGAGCCUGUGUGGUCUCUCCGCUCUGUUGCUAAGGAAAUGGAUGGCUCGAACGGCUCCGCGGUCCGGGAUGAAUCGUGCUCCUCGCCCCCUCAGAAGCCUGCCGUGUUUACCGGAAUCACUGCGAACACCGUGACGCGCCAGCUCUGCACCAGCCGGGCCCAGUGGAGCUGCAGCUGAGGAGCCGGGGAACUGGGGGAUUCUGACUGGCAGCUGGUGCACCACCAAAGGAGGGGAGGGAGGCGGCGGGGGUCCACGAGCAGCGGUGCCGGAGCGGGGUGAAUGCUGCCCGGAGAGGACAACGGCUGAGGCGGCAGCGGCGUCGACUUGAAAAGCAGCAUGGCAUCCACGGGCAUGCAGAUAUUUGGAUUCGUCCUAGCUCUGCUGGGCAUCAUGGGCGCCAUGGUGGCCACUCUGCUGCCUAACUGGAAGGUGAGCGCAGAUGUGGGCUCCAACAUCAUCACAGCUAUCUCCCAGAUGCAGGGACUGUGGAUGGACUGCACAUGGUACAGCACAGGCAUGUUUAGUUGCACACUUAAGUAUUCAGUGCUUUCACUACCCGCAUACUUGCAGACUGCUCGCACCACUAUGGUGCUGUGCUGCGUACUGGCUGCCAUGGGCCUUUGCCUUGCCUCCCUGGGACUAAAAUGCACGCGCUGGGGAGGUGGACGGCGCUCCAAGCGACACGCCGCCAUCGCCAGCGGCGGCUGCUUCGUCGCUGCAGGCUUUCUGUGUCUGGUGCCUGCGUCUUGGUUUACCAACGAGGUCAUCACCAACUUCCUGGAUUCCAGCGUUCCCGAGAGCAAUAAGUUUGAGCCUGGAGGUGCCGUGUACGUUGCCUUUGUUUCCGCAGGUUUCCUCUUUGUGGGGGGGUCCAUUUUCUGUAUGUCCUGCUCGGGAAAGAGACACGGACCCCAGGAUCUGGUCCUGCUGCCCCCCCCUGACAAAUUGCUUCUCCAGCAGCAGCAACAACAGCUGCUUCAGCAGCAGCAGGAGCUCCAGCACCAGUACUGCUCUCUCUCCCCAUUAGACAAUAAGACGGGCUACAGCCUGCAGGACUACGUGUAAUAACGCAGUGCUGUGCACGCCAAAGGGAGACGAGCCCGAGGGGAAACAUCACGGCUACGCACUAGGAUCUACUCAAGGAUGGAGUUGGAGGGGAAGAAAAAAAAAAAAAGAAAAAAAAAAGAGAGGAGAGCAACAACUUUGAAAUCACAUUUUUCCUUCUGCUCCAUCUUCUUUUUUCUGUUUUGCAAGCACAAGCAGUUGAGGUAUUCCCUGAGCAGCGCCUUGGAACAAACGGCGUGAAUGUGCAAGGAGCCAGGAUACCAGGAUAAGGUGCUGCAGAACUGACGGAAGCUGCCAACCAAACGCAGACAUCCUUCAUCAGUAAAUCACACAGAGUUCCCUGCGGAAUGAAUUAAGCAAAUAAGGAAGCCUUGAGUGGAGUUUUUUUUUUCCUCGCCAAAGGUUUAAAUUGAAGGAAAAAACAUACGAUUAUUUAGCUGCUAUUUACAAUCGUUCAGUCCUUCCUCUCAUUUGAUAAAACAGGCAAUAUAAAGCCCAAGAGCAGUAGGUGGAAACCCUCACAUAGCAAGCCAUUGUAGUUUAUCCUAUGCUUGUCCACUAGAAUGCAACAUGGAAUUGACUAAUGAAAUAAAUGGGCAUAUUUUUGUUAGCUACUAGAAUGACGUUGAUAUUUUGCCUCUAAAGCAUGCUGUGUGGAGCCUGUGUACAAAUACAGCGGAAUGCCUGGUAGAAGACUGAGACAUAGCCACACAAUGCCUGUGCCUGAAAAGCUGUAGAAACAUUACCCUGCUGUAACUGUUCAAAGAGGACUGUCAGGAGGAGUAGAUGUGGGCUGCUGGGCUGGAUUUAAGAGAGAAAAUGCAGGCAAACAGAUGCCUGCGUCUCUCUCUGCAGGUGGAAAUAUGAGAGAGAUGGAGAGAAAUUGAAAAGAGCGUGAUCCAAUACUUCAGCAGCAGAGUGGACCAUCUCAUAUUUCCAUCCAAACAAAAACAGUCUGCCUGUAAGUAGCAGCUACCCAUCUCGAUCCAUCCCAGACGAUCACGCCCACACAUUUACACAUGCGCUUGUGCGUCUUCUCGUAUGCAGUAAACACUCCGACACGCCGGCUUUUUGCAUGUGCUUUUCUCUCCUGUCAUCCACCUCCACACUGCCAUGGAAACCGAAUUCAAGCAUUGUCUGGGGGUAUGUGCGUGUCAAUCAGUCAAGUUGUUUUAUUUUGGGUGGGCGGGUGGGUAGGGGGCAUCUUUUUCUCUUGCCAUGGCAUGCCAUAAGCUUUCAUCAGAGCCUCUGCUCACACUACUUUCACUAAUCCCCUUUAUUAACCAGUGACAUGAAGCAGAAGCCCUGGUCGGGGGGGGGGCCCUGGAAAAUGGCUCUUCUUUGUAACACACCCCUAUAUGGUGUCUAUGCCGUGCAUGCGGUCUCACAUGGAUGAACAGAUGUUUAAUGGUGCAGUGGCACAGAGGAAAAAACAAAGCAGAUAAGAGGAGGAAUCCUGAGUCACAGCCAACUGGGUAGUCGUGUGGCAAGAGGCUAAAAAUGAUUUGAGUCAUUCUCCAUAUGCGACUUGUUUUUCAAGUACGUCAGCAAUGCGCAUACACUACCAGCCUGCACCUGCAGAAGGGUCUCAGUGUCUUAAAUUUCAUCCACCAGACUGUCCUCGUUUACCUGCCAGUCGCCCUCGUCUUUUUUUACUCAAUCUCCCCGUCCUGCUUGUGUCAGGAUAGGACUCCUGACAAGAGAACACUGAUGCAUGUUGAAAGCAUGUCCUUCUGAGACGCACACACACACGCACUCGUGUCAGUUUUGCAGCUACGCUUUCACAGUUACCGUGCGCUCUAUUUUCUGAGGUAAGAAGAUGGGAGGAAUAUUGUUUUUGUGCUUGAGACAGGCCUUGGCAGUGAUGUAUAGAACUGCACAUUCUCUCCUUCUCUCUCAUAAGAAUGCAGCUUCCUGGGGGAGAGCAGAUGGCUAAGCCCAGCUCGCCACCUGCAGGCUGCUGCCGGCACACCACGGGAUUCGCUGUGGGAGCUGCCGGUAGCCCCGCGGGGUUGUUUUUUUGCCCCGCCCCGGUUUAGCCCUCUUGCCCAGCUCAGACUGCUCCCAAAGGAACUGGCCUCCUGACAACGACUCACUGCCCAGGCACCAUUACCAAUGCAAUAAACAAAGUAAAGAAUGUGCCAAGUCAUCAAGUAAUACUGACACGUUAUGUGUUUUGAGAAUGUGCCAAAUGGUCUCAUGAUGACACGUUUUAAUAAUAUCUGAAGUUCUUUUUGUUUAUUUUUUUAACAACUUGUUUGUACAUGAAUUAUACAUUAGCAAAUGUUUUAUGGAUUUGUGAUUCGUCCGAAUCAGCUGGAUGCUUGUGUACAGUCCGGUGCGGCUUUCGAGGGUUAUUUUAAAUCCUCUUUAUUCCUCAUUUCCCAAAGCACAGCGAGACGAAACAGGAGGAAGACGAGUGAAAAGUAAAUAACGCUUGUUUCAGGAAUUCCGGUUUACUGCAGGUCUGUGACAACUGUACACAAGUGUCUAGAUUUUUAAUACGUUUAGGUUUCCUACUGAAGGAUCGGGAUUCCUUCACACUGGUUCAGUAUAAGAUACACCACGCUCAUAUCAUAUCUUCUUUAUAAGAAGACUAGUCAGUGCACGUUUACGUUAUUUGACAGCAGUUCGGUUCAAAUGGCUGAGCAUUCAACCUCUCUGGACCAGGACAAGUACAUCACACAACUGGCACUCUGGAUAAAAAGGGAAAGUCUUUCGGUCUGAUAUGAUUAUGCAGGGGAAAAAAAUUAGCUAAAAAUCUCUCUUUUUUGUGGCUGUGCAGCUUGAUCAUCAGCACGCGAUUUCAUUAGCUUAUAAAUGGCCAGAGUGCAAAGUGACUAGGUCCUAAAAAGAGUUAAGCUCUCCUGCGUAUCCUGUACCAAGACGUUGAUUUAUGGUUUUGAUAACUGCAGCUUAUUUUUGUGGAUGCUUUAGCACUUCUUACUUUGCCAGAGCAUAUUUGUGAUGAUAAACAGUUCACAAGUUCUGAUACAGUUGUCUCAAUGUGCUUGUGCAAGUAGUUCUAUUUUUUACCAAUAAAACUAUUUUGUGAAAGCAGCGCGCCUGCUGGAUGUGUGCUUUUAUGUGUGUGGCUGAUGGGGACGGCGAUAGCAUUCAUCUUCCUGCCAAAUGUACAGGUUGCUGGAUGGUACAGGCUGCGCAGCGUGCAGGAGGGAAGGCAGGCUGCUCGUAUGCAGCACCCACCAGUACAGCAGUGCGUCCAACAACAAGAAUAAAAAAAAUAAAAAGGAUUCUCUGAAAAUGGCUCUUAAAGAAAGGGUUUUAUAAAGCUGCUCCCAAUCUCCUCCAGUUAUUUCUUAGUGAUAACAUGAGCGAAUACACGAAGGAAGCAAUAACGACACUUCUGGGAGUUGAAGGGAACGCGAGUUAUCCGAGUUGGCUGGUUUAUCUGGCACAAAGCGACGAGUUUAACGACAUGUAAACUCUUCUGCCAACUGGUGGAAAGAAGAACAUUUUUUGCCGCCUCUCUUUUUGGUAUUUUAUCACAUUUUUGCUAGAAAAAAAGGAUCCUUAGACCAACUGAUCAAUCAGAUUAACUGAAAAUGGACUAGUUUACUCCUCCGCUGCAGACCACACUUCUUUGUCCCAGUUCUUUAAUAAUUAAUCAGUGCUAUGAAAUGGUAUUUACCCCGUUUCUCAUUUCUUAAUUUGUUGCAGAUUUGUCACAUUUACACGUUUCAGAUCAAACAAAUGUUAAAAACGUAAUUUCCCUUUAACCUAAUAACUGGUUGUGCCACCUUUAAUGAUAACCAGCAACGAGCCUUUCACAUGACUGUGGAGGAAUUCGCAGAAUUGUUUGCAUUCAGCCACACUGGAGGGUUUUCCGGCAUGAACUUCCCGUUUCAGGCCACGCCAAAGCGUCUUAACUGCAUUUGAACCCAGACUGUGAUUAUUUCACUCCAAAACGUUCAUUUUGUUGUUUCUGAGCCGUUCGGAUGUGAGUCAGACUGAGAGAAGUGAGGCCUGCAGUUUUUUAAGUGUUGUUUGGGGUUGUUCUCUGCCGUCCUGGACGGGGCGUCGAUGCGCUCGUUCAGUAACUUUGGUAGGCCGGUCACUCCUGGGAAGGUUCAGCUCUAUUCCAAGGUUUGUGGAUAACAUGUGGAUAAUCCCUCUCACUGUGGUUCACUGGCAUCUCAAAGCUUUAGAAAUGGAUCUUUAACCCUUUCCAGACUGAGAGAUGGCAGUGACCUCGUCUCUCACUUGUUUCUCUUUUAGCCUGAUUCACUUCACAGGUUCUAUUUAAUGUUAUUCAACAGGUUUGGCUAUAAUCAGGCCUGAAACUGAAGCUUUCUGUGGUUAAUUCAUGAUUUAACAAGGUACCGUAGCAGCUAGGUUUGGAUAGCUUUUCCCCUUCAUACAACAAACAAACUCUGUGAUCUUUGUCUAAUAUUAAAAUUGAAAAUGUCUGUGAAAAUGUCUCAGACUUGGUGGGAGUUUGGUUCAGAUCACAAUCCUGCACAGCACGUUCCCUCACGUUCACGCUGGUGUCAUAUUUAGCCUAUACACUUCAGAUGGGGUGGUUAUUAAAUUAGAAUCCGGGCUCUCAUUACAGCUGAUUGGAGUCUCAUCAACAGAGGGUGAGUGAAAAUAUGCUUUCCUGAAACAAACAUGGAUUAUUAAAGCCUCUCUCUCUCCCCGUCUCAUUCUUUCCCUGCGUUUGGUUAUGCAAUACGAGUGCAGAUCAAAUAACUACUCCUCUCGUGGGGGAACGCUAAUAAGAUCUGCUCUUCUGUGUAUUUAACCUACAUUUUUCAUCAAAGGCUUUCACCCCGAGUUGCUGCUAUGACAGAUCUGGAGUGUGAGCUUUAAAUGAGGGGAGGUGAGCACUUGUCAGUUGCAGGCAGGGGUUAAUCACGCGCUUUUCUUUCAACUCCGAGCUCACAUUUGUUUGUUGACCUUCCUGGUCAGCAAAAUGUCUUUCCAGAGAUCACCAAACAGGAAAAAAAGGAGGAGGAGGUGGCGUGGCUGGUAAUAAGAUGAACAAAAGACUCGGUGCACGUUAGGGAAAUGCCAUCGCUCACAUCCACAUUGCUCAAAAUUGCACCAACGUGUCACAACCCUUAAAGUGCUGCUCUGAUUCGGACAGCAGUUAUGCUCAUAAAGGUUCAUACUGGAAAUAUAAUGCGCUCAUCAGCGCUGAGGGAGGAUGACCUUCCUUUGUCGCUCUCCUCCAGUCCCUGCGCACAUGUGAGGCCGGGGAAUAACGGCAACGACCUUAGCUGCUCGGUAAAUUGCUGACAGAGGCAGUAAAAGCUAUGAAGAUGACAAAAGGGAAGCUUGUAGGAAAACAAUACGCUGUGACAGUUCAAAGGAGGCCCUUUAAUAUUUUAGCUUUGGAGCGUGCAGACCGACGCGUGCCCGGGAGGAUUCGGUAAGCUGAAGGUGAGGGAGGCUAAACGCUUCAAGGGUGCUGAAGGUUUUUGUAUUUUUAGAUAAUCUAUAUUUCUCCUGACUAAAAUGAUGAUUACUGUAGACAGGCAACAAGGAAAGAAAGAAAAAGAAGCUCCUUUAAUCAUAAGAUGCUGUUCAUCACCUCACCAGUGAAACUAGUUAAUAUAGCCAGUAAAUCUUUACCUGGAACUUUAAAAUUGGGAUCCAUCCCACACCUUCAGUCGCCAUAAAAAGCCUUAAAGUAAGUCACAAACCGCCGCGUGUGAUGUUGAAAUUGGACACUCAAGUAAGCCUUCAACUUAAUAGCUUAUAGAUUGAUGCCUCCCAUCGCGGUGAGGGUUUUUCCCCCAUGAUAAAUGUAUUGUAAUUCGAUUUUUCUCAUUUGUAGCUGAACUUUCUUUCCUUGGAGGAUAGCCGGAUUUUUAAAACACCGCACCCCCUCCGCUGCGUGCUCACUAACCAAACAGAGCUGAAUUUGCUAAACUCGGCACAGUUACUUGUUAGGAGGAGGCAGUGGCUCUCUGGAGAUGUUCUUAAGCUAGCUCUGCCAACCUUGGCGUUUUGUUUAAGGUGAGCGGAAAUGAAGGAAGAGGAGAAGGAAGAAGCAAGGGAGUAUUUUUAGAUUUCUUUACCUUGGGUCCGUGAUGUAUUGAGACCAAGCCUUCGGGCAUUUUCUGGGCUGGCACGAGUCAUUGAAAUAACUUUCCCUGAUACUCUUGAUACCGCGUUUGACCCCGUUUACGGGAUAGGAAUAGGCUUAGAUGAAUUGUGAGAGUGGAGGAUGUGUGGCGGGAGGGGAGAAAGCAGCACAGCCCCUCUGAGGAGAUUCACUCUUGCUGUAGAGACGGGCAGCGAGGCCACAUUACAUCACAGAGAAGAUAUUCAUCACCACGGUGGUCCGAGCUGGGUCAUGCUCCCCAGUGAACCAUCUGUUUCAAUUCAAAAGGAUAAAAUUAAUUCAACAGAUGAGAAAAAAAGUCUCCAAAACUCGGAGCUGUGGAGGAGUACAUGUACAGUACCUUUAAUUCAAGUCCAAUCGCUCUCUGACUACUGCCAGCUACAACCGAAGUUCAAUGCGGCAUUAACAAAUUUAAUUUAGCCUCUGCUCAUCUGGCCUGUGCUCUUGGUAGACUAUUGUGUACAAGGCGAACAUCUGUAGGGCGCUCCUCCUGUGAGGCUCGGUUAGUUGGUGGGUGACGGCCAUUACUCAGAGCAGGGCUGAUGACCGGCCCAGACAACCAUCUGUUUGGAGGUACGCCUCGCUCUCCUCUCAGAUCCAUCUCUGUCAUGAAUCUGUCUUCUGGUGCUCUCUGGGCUUUGUUUCAUUUGACAAAUCUCAUAUUCAGACGAUAAUCUGCUCUCCAACCCUGCUUCCGUUUAUUCUGGUUUUCAUCACCAAUAUUUCCUUCCAUUUUUGCAUCAUCACCCACCCUUAUUCCCUUAUUUCUCAGCUCAUUUUCUUUUAUUCAUUCCAUUUCCUGUUAUGCCCUACCCCUUGCCUCAAUUUCAUUCUCACCUUAUUCAGCAAAUACCCGAGUUGUUAGCACAACGUGGAGCCCCCGAGGAGCUCUACAGAGGACACAGCAGGUUGUUUGCGACGGAGCAGCUACUGCACGACUACAGACCCGCCUGCGAUGGAAAGAGGUUGAUUUUAAUCACAUUGUACCCAGAUGGGGGAGAGGAAAGGGGAAGAGAGAUGAGCGAGUCAACGUGUGCUCUUUUCUCUUUUCAAAUCAGCUCCUUUGCAUGUAAGGAGGCAGUGAGGAUGCAGAUGCUUGAUGUCAGCAUGCACUCAGAAACCCCUUGACCCCUGACCAGAAUAUGAAUUAGAGAUGUGUAUGAAAGCAAAAGCAAAAACAGAAAGGCAGUUCCUAUUUCGGUUUUCUCAGGGAGCCUUCAGAUACGUGCAUAGCUGUGAACCCCAGAAGCGAUGCAAGCAUCACUCAGUCUGUCCAUCUAUGUGAGAAUUAACAGGAGGAGAGCGACUAAUAAGGAAGAGGAGGCAGGUGUGAUCUGCAGUGGGACGGACCUAGGGCACCCUGAGCCUGGGGGAACACCAUCAAAGCAGCCAAUCGCCACUCUCGAAACCCUUCAAGGACAAUCUCAGUCACUCAAUGUGACACAGCAGAGGCGAGAGGGACAAGACUGGCAAAUUAAGCAGCGGGGAUAAGAGCCUAUCUGCCCACCCCGCGUCAAUACGGGCCCCCGCAGCCGCUGAUGUAAAAUGGAUUCAACAUUUCCUUUCUCAUUAUCCCAUCAGCCUGCAAUACUCGGCCUCCUCUACGUUCAAAUCAGCCGGCCAAUCAACCCACACUCCCCUCCCCCCUUCGCCUUGAAGUGAUGCUAUUUUCUCAUCGUGGUUAUUUGGAAAGGUUCACUGCUUUUUCAGCGGCUCUCUGGGACUCGCUUCGUUUGAUCUCACAGUAUUAAACCACUUCACAUGUUUUGUUUUUUUACACUUCACUAAUUGCCAUGUGUGCACAGCACCUGCUACCGUGUAGUUUGUUUUACUGUCCUGUACAAAGCAUUAGCAUCGCUGCAGAAUAAUCCCAACAAUGAUUGGCACACACGUUCGCAAAAAGGC
Messenger RNA from Haplochromis burtoni (Burton's mouthbrooder), 9349 nucleotides. RefSeq names its product claudin-20. Gene Ontology annotation, cellular component: bicellular tight junction; plasma membrane. Gene Ontology annotation, biological process: cell adhesion; bicellular tight junction assembly. Gene Ontology annotation, molecular function: structural molecule activity. The record is from RefSeq and is a predicted model, not a curated record. Lineage: Eukaryota; Metazoa; Chordata; Actinopteri; Cichliformes; Cichlidae. Bases 622 to 1350 code for a protein of 242 amino acids. The transcript has 2 exons.